GGUAGCUGUGUCUUGAUCCUAAUUCACCAUGUUUCUCAGUAACAAUAUAAUAGUUUUACCGCAGACUUAACCAGUGCAGUAACAGUAUUGAUAUAGAUAAUCCCCAAUCUUUAAAAUUUUCCCAGGAGCAAAGACAACGCGGGGAAAUAGUGUUUUUGAUUCCCAGAGGAGAGAAGCAUCUGUGGUGGCACCGUGGCAGGGACACUGGGUUGUUAUCGGUGAUGGUGCUGGAGCGUGCAUCGUAGAGCCCUUGUGUCGGUGUAAAAGUAACGCUUCACUGUUUAUUUCGAACCUUGAGAGUGUUGCCGUGGAUCAGAACAGGACAGCACAGGGGGUAGGCAGUGGUGGUCCAGGCAGUGAUGGAAGGAGAAGAGAUGUAAUCUUGCCUCACUGCACCACACUAUUUGCCGCACACCACACUGACAUGAGUUAGCACUCCAUGUCACACCACAACUGCCGCCAUGAACAAGCUGAAGCUGCAGAGUCACCAGAAGAACUACAGGGAGGAGGACCUGCUGGUGAAUGUGAAGGAUCUAGGGCCAGAGGUGAAGGCAGGUGAUGUCAUUGAGAUCUACCACCCUGAAGAUGAUCUGCCUCGCCUUCUCCUCAAGAUUCCCUCCACCCUCGAGGACAUCAACCUCCAGAAGGACACCAUUAGCAUCGAGCAGAGCAUUGCUGCCACCUUCCAACUGCGGAACUACAAAGAUGUCAUCGUGAACACCGUGGAGCCCAAGGCGGUAGCGCUGGAGUUGGUGGAGCUGACAUUCAAGGACCAGUACCUCGGCCGCUCAGACAUGUGGAGGCUUAAGAUGCACAUGGUGAACUCAGUGGUGUACCUCAACAAGAAGAUUGAGUUCUGUUCUGGCAGCAUCCGCACACAGGUAUACGAGAUGUGGGCCCAGGGUGGCAAGGUGGCCUGUGGAGUGGUCACGGAGAACACGAAAGUGGUGUAUCGUUCCUCCACCAGCAUGGUCUAUCUCUUCAUCCAAAUGAGCUCCGAGAUGUGGGACUUUGACCUCUAUGGCGACCUGUACUUUGAGAAGGCUGUCAGUGGGUUUCUGUCCGAGCUCUUUGCCAAGUGGAAGAAGGAGAGCAGCAACCAUGACGUGACCAUUGUACUGUUCUCCCGCACCUACUACAAGGCCACCAGCAUUGACGAGUUCCCCACCUACAUGAGGGAGUGCCUGCAGGAGGACUACCGUGGAAGGUUCUAUGAGGACUUCUACAGGGUGGCAGUGCAGAAUGAGCGCUACGAUGACUGGUCUGCCACCCUGACACUGCUGCGCCGCAUGUUCAACAGUUACCUGCCCAGCGUCCUGCAGCACCACCACCAGCCUGGCGUCACGGUGCCCGAGGCUGUCAACUCCUCAGCCUCGCAAGGGAACUUUCUCGAGGUGCUCAAUAUUUCACUCAAUGUGUUUGAGAAGCACUAUCUGGACCGGAGUUUUGACCGCACUGGACAGGUGUCGGUGGUGGUGACGCCGGGAGUGGGGGUGUUUGAAGUGGACCGCGAGCUCACCAACAUCACCAAGCAGCGCAUCAUUGACAACGGCGUGGGCUCAGACCUGGUGUGUGUCGGGGAGCAGCCUCUCCAUGCUGUGCCACUGCUCAAGUUCCACAACAAGAAGGGUGGAGUGAAUGCAGAUGACUACAGCAUGCCACACACCUGGAUCAACCUCAGCUUCUACUCAUCCAAGAAAAAAAUUGGCUAUGGCACUUUCAUCCCCCGCAUUAAGCUACCACCAGAGAAGCCCAAGACAUCAAAGAGGGAACGGCCGGACUGCCUCGCCUCGGCCCCCUGUAUGAAGCCGGCCCUGCAAGACACAGCACUGCCCAACUCCAUCUUUGAUUAUGACUCCUAUGAUGCCCAGGUGUUCAAGUUGCCAAGUAGCCACAACAAUAAGGCAUACCGCAGCCUGCAGCGCCCCACCACCAGGAAGAAGGCACCACAGGGCCACCCACCCUCCUCCUCCGUGCAGCCUAUCACCCGUGUCACCCUGCACCGCAAACUGUCUGACCCUGAUCUGUACAGUGGAGUGGAGCAGAUCUCCACCUCCCUAGUGCCCAUGGGGAGUGGUGUGGGGUCGGUGAUUGACAAGUCCCCGGCCAUCAACAUCCCAGCACGCAUCACGGAAAACAAGAUGUACUCGCAGUCCUUUGGCGCUCUCAAUGUGGAAGGAGUGCAGCGUCCCUGCACACAGGCGCUGUACGAGGGAGAUGAGACGUCCCCCUCACACUCUAAGGUGGGGUCAAGCAACGGUGCCUCACCCUGCGAGAGGACACAGCUCACCAAGAACAAGCCGGUCAGCACACACCGGCCCGGGAGGUCACUCAUCAACCCCUUUGACCCAUCCCACAUGACCAUCAAGCUCACCUCAAACAGAAGGAGAUGGAUUCAUAUAUUUCCCAAAGACCAGACCGGUGUCUUGAUCCAGCAGCAUCACUACCAGGUGAGCAGCCGGGCUAGAGGCAACAAUUCCUCCUCCUCACCGCUGCCAACACCUGACGGGGACACCACUUACCUCACACACCUCCACCACCACCACCACUUUGCCUCCACACCCACCAAGAAUGGCCCAGCUUCUCCCAGUGCUGAGUUUAGGAUGUACAACGGCUCAGGCAUGGUGGAGGUGAAUGGUAUGCGUCCCCGGAACCUCAACACUCAGCACAGUCAGGAGAGUAUCAAUGGAGUGAGGAGAGAGAGUAGGCCACGCACCACCUCCCAGAACAGUUCCCUCGCUUCUGUGGACAUCACUCUGCGCGGUGCUGGCACCCCACAGAAGGCUGGAGGGGCAGGAGUGGGCGGGGGGCUGCGUUUGGUCGGGGGCGUCAACUCUGGCAAGGCUAAGUUCCCCGCCACUCUGAUCUGGGGAGCCACGGGAGAGCAGGAGUGGAAUGCUGGACUUACUACAGGAGUGGACUGGAAGAGCCUGACGCUGCCGGCCUGCCUGCCCAUCACCACGGACUACUUCCCCGAGGAGCAGUCCCUCCACAACGACUAUGUGGUGGCUGACUAUAACCUGCUGGUGGACGAACCUGAGGAGUCCGUGCGCAGACCACUCACCACCAAGAUGGUCUUCCUUGAAUUGGUGUCGCAACGGCUGGCUCAGGGAUUCCAGAUGAUAAUGCUGGCAGAGAGAGGCGGCGUCGGGGGAGCGGGAGGAGGGGAGCUUGUGUCGGGGAGUGCUUCCAGCUACUCUGGGGUGGGAUCCUUCAUUCGCAACCGCAGCCGCACCCACCACAACACCGUGACGCAGGAGUACCGCCUCUCUAUUGGUCGUAUUUUCCACAAGAUUCUUCUGUAUGGCUCCACCAUCACUGUUACUAUCUACAGACCCCGACACCCGUACCCUCAGCUGAAGCGUCAAUACAAGUACAGGUUCCGGGCGCCUGAGAUGAGCAGUUAUGAGGUGUCCUGGGUAGACUUCAGGACAGAGCGCCUCGAGACCUACAUGUGGAACCACCUCGACAACUACAUCUGCUUCCGGGGCGAGUCUCCAGAUUACCCACUCAUUGAGCCCCUCAAGUUCUGGCGGUUCCGAGUGCUGCUGGUGGGUGACUGCUUCAGAGGCCCCACACGGUCCAUCCUGGAGACUGACACACUGACUGACAUCUAUGGGAGGCCCAGCCUGGAUGAGCAGCAGGAGACAAUAGAAGGCUUCCUCAGGUUCCUGGAGAUCACUGUGCACCGCCUCAAGAAACCAGUCAACGCACGCAAGUCCCGGAAGGUGGGGGGAGGGGGUGCCAAGGGUGGGGGGGUGUUUGGGCGUCGCCACAGUCUGGCAGCGCCCAGCCUCCCCUCCUCAGGCACCAUCUUCACUGUGACCACGCCCUUCACCGCCACCGCUGCUGCUGGGUCCAGUGGCCAGAAUGUUGGUGGCAUACGGGAGAGGCUCGGAAGUAACCGUGUGCUGGAGCGACCACGACCAAGGGCAGGUAGCAGGGCAUCAGAGAGGCUGCGUUUCGAGGGUGGCUCGGCGCGGGAGGUGCACGCUGACCCUCCUGAGAUGAAGAGCUUGGUGGAGCCAGAGGAGGAGGCCAAGGAGGAAGGGGAGAACAAGAAGCUGGCACUGGGGUCCACACUGGGAGAGGUGGCUGAAGUGAUGAAGGACCCAGUGAGGGGCGUGUGUCUCCUGCAGCGACAGCCCUGCCUGCCGGCCCUCACCUUUGUGGCUGGCGACGCCACGGCCUGGGUGUGUGACCACGUGGAGGGGGCCGCAUCAGAGACUGCUGCUGUGGAACUCCUGCAGAAAAUGGUGAAGAGUGAACUAAUUUGCCAUGCCUCGGGGAACAAAGACCAUCCCUUCGUGCACGGCUUCUUCCUCUACUUCUUCGUCACUGGGAACAAAGAGCAAGACCAGGUGAGCCUCGACCAACUGUCCUUCCUCAAUGAGUGGCAUCAGGUGGAGGUGGAGCCGCUUCCCUCGCCACCCCGCCAGGUGCCCUCCACACCCCCGCCCUGUCCCACCUUCCUUCAGGCCGACCUGCCGCUGCCCAUGCCCCGCAGAGGACGCUUCAAGUUGUACCGCACAGGACACUUGGAUCUGGACUGCAACAACAGGAGUGACCGUAUAGAAUGGGGCCACAUCAAGUACCACUCAGUCUUCCACCCACAGCAGGCAUAUGAAGUCAUCGUGCAGUGGCUGUGUGCGACGGGGACCAUUGUGACAGACCUGAUGGUGACAUGGCAGAGGAAGGCACAGGCAUGCGGGCUGCACCUGUUCCCUGUGCCAAGCGACCCCUUUGCUCUGCCUUACUCCUGCAACUCAGACCCCCUGCGUGGCCCCAUCCUAGUGCCCCUCAAUGUGUCCUGCUUCACCCUGCCUGGCUCGGAACCCUUUGCACAGUUCCCGGCAGACACUUGGGGCCGCCGCAUGCAUCUCUUCCAGGAGGCAAUCUUGGAGAGGUUCGGGUUUGUGCCAUACGUGACUGACACACACACCACUGACCCCAACCAGUUUGUCCACGUGACGGGCAAUAUGUUCAUUAUGAUCCACUCCCCUGGCUCCUGUGCCCUCCCCUACACCCCAGAGCCCCCCACCCGUACCCGGACCUUCUCUACCUCCUCCGCCUCGCAGCUCAACCAGGCUGAAAUGCUCUAUGGAGUGUCCAGCCCACAUGUCGAGUAUUUCCACCGCUUGAUUGCUGACUUGUAUUCCCACGAGAUCAGCGAGCACCAGACUGUGGUGCAGUGGAACCAUGCGUGCUUUGGGGGCCGAGGAGUUUCUGAGUGCAUGGUUUCGAAUCCUGGCUAUGGUGCGAGUGUAGGGUGGGCUUCCUUACUCAGAGUAGUGUUUCCCUAAUGGAUGGGCUUUCAGAUAGGAUGUCUCCUUUAGCCUGUAAAUUCCCGUGAAAAGCCCAUAUUGUAGGGGGAAAAAAGACUACUGUGAGAAAUGGUUUGCUUGCACACAAAAGGGAAGAGAGUGUGGGAAGUUGAUGUUUUCUGUAAGGGGUAAUCAUUAUUUCAUUUGCUAGCUAACCAACAAAAGUAAUUCAGUGGUGUUCGGAUUAUUUGGUCAAUUCUGGUUGCUGCUUUUUAUUUUGGAAGGGAAUAAAAGCUUGGAACUGGUGAAUUAAGUGAAUCAAAUCCAGUGUAAAUUAAGAGUCAGAUCCACAGUGUAAAUUAAAGAGUCAAAUCCACAGUGUAAAUUAAAGAGUCAAGGCCACAGUGUAAAUUAAAGAGUCAAAUCCACAGUGUAAAUUAAAGAGUCAAAUCCACAGUGUAAAUUAAAGAGUCAAGGCCACAGUGUAAAUUAAAGAGUCAAGGCCACAGUGUAAAUUAAAGAGUCAAAUCCACAGUGUAAAUUAAAGAGUCAAGGCCACAGUGUAAAUUAAAAAGUCAAAUCCACAGUGUAAAUUAAAGAGUCAAGGCCACAGUGUAAAUUAAAGAGUCAAGGCCACAGUGUAAAUUAAAGAGUCAGAUCCACAGUGUAAAUUAAAGAGUCAAGGCCACAGUGUAAAUUAAAGAGUCAGAUCCACAGUGUAAGUUUAGAGUCAGAUCCACAGUGUAAAUUAAAGAGUCACAGCCACAGUCACACUCUUGUUGAUGUUUGAUUUUUGUGUAGUAUUCAUUGAUUUUGUAUUUAUUUUGUUUCACUGUUUGUUAGUUUGUUUAUAUAUUUAUUCACAUUCUAUUUUUUCAUUUAUUCAUUUUCUCUUCUUUGUUUUUUUAUUUGUUCUGUUCCACCUAUCUGUUUACUUGUUUGUAUAUUCAUUCACUUACUUUUUGUUUUUAUAAUCCCUUUUCCUGGAGAUGUCAACCUGUUAUACCAAUGAUAAUAACAAUAACAACAAUUACAAUAACACACUACUAAUACUUAAGACCUCACAAGAAAAUGAUAACACACAAACACCACUAAAAGAGUAAUGAAAAUAAACUCUUGUAAAUAAUCUCAAUAUAUAAUUCUUUUUAACUUUAUUACUUCACUAAACUCCCAAACACAAACCGUCAGUAAAGAAUGAGGCUUAACAUAAAUCAUAACAGGGUAGGCAGGGCAACAGAAUGUGUGGAGUAAGUGAAGUGAACGGCAGACUGGAGGUGGAGUGUUGGGAAAUAUUAUCUUUGAAGGUCUUUCCCCGUGUUGGUUAAUAGUGUUCCAUAAGGCGUGUGUUAGUCAAGGUCCUUCUGUGGUUGGUAAUACUGUGCAGGUGUGAUGAAUAGGAGAGGUGUUGCAGGCAGGUGUGUUCUCUGUUGUGAGUUGAGUCUAAGAGGUAAGUCGUGUGUGUUGUGUUGUGUUGCGCUGCUUGGUUGGUGGUGCUUGUAGUGAUGAGUGUUUUUGUGUUUCUUGUGUUGGAAUGUGCUUGUAUUGCUUGUGUCUUGCUGGUGUGUUUGUCUGCCUUCUUGCUUGCUUGCUUGUUUGUUUUUCAUUUUGUUGUCUACACACUUUUUCUUGUUUCUACAUACAUCUCUUUGGGCAUUUUUUCUCCUCUCUCAUCCUUUCACACUCAUAUCCAUCUUUUUAAUUUCCACAUACUGUCUUUCUGUCUCUUUCAUACCUCUUCUUUAGCACACUGUGUCUUUCUUUCCCCAGUCUCAUCCUGUCACACUUUUCAUAUCUCUCUCUCAGUCUUCCCAUCUUUCUUUCCCUCUUUUAUCCUUUCACACUCAUAUCCACGUUUUUAUUUUGCAUACACUGUCUUUCUGUCCCUUUCAUGCCUUUCCUUUAGCACACUGUCUUUCUUCCUCCUACUUCAUUCUAUCACACUUUUCAUAUCUUUUUCUCUUCUUAUCUCAGUGUCUUUCACACCUCACCCACUGAUAUUCUUUCAUAUCUCUUUCCCUCAGCAGUUUUUCACUUCCCAUCUCACACAGUCUUUCAUCAUCUUUCACAUCCUUCCACUAUUCUACAUUUCUCUCUUUAAGAAUUUUUUUCCCUUCUCACCAAUCAAAGAAACACCAUCUCUACUCUUUUCAUGCACUUUCUUUCAGCACACACAUACAGUCUUUCUCCUCAUCUCACUCCAGCUCAUCUUCAGGUAACCAAAAGCAACUUCACAUCACAGACACACACACUUCCCUUACACAUUCAGAGCACACACUGUUUCUCAGGUUAAGUUAAGGGGUGGUACAGCUCCUCCUCAGUUUGCAUUCAUUGAUAUUGUGUUCUGUAGCCUUGGUGAAGAUCAUGAGAGGGAGAGUUUGAGAAGAGGUAUUAAGUUUAGAUAGUUAGAUGGUAUAUAGUAAGGGAGGUUUAUAUUAUUUACCUCUUGUCUUUCCUUAGCAUGAUGUAAAGGCUUGAUAGAUUUAUAGAUAGAUAGAAUACAGUAGUUUUGUAGAUAAAUUAAUGGAUAACGAAUAGAGAAGAGAAAUGUUAUGUGAAAAAUAGAAUAGUAUAUGCUAACUUUCCGACUGAAUCAUGUAAAAGAAUAAAAGUAGAGAUCAGGAAAGAGUGGUUUUAGAGGUGAAUGUUUAGUAUAAGUAGACAAAGAAAUAGGUAUGUGAAGGUUUGAUCAAUAUAUGCAGGGAUAGAAAGACACACUAACUUUGUAGCUGAAUGUAUAGGUGAAAUUAAGAAGUAGGAGAGAGAGAAUGUAGGUUAGGCUAGGUUGGGUUGGAUUAAGUAAGAAUAGGUUGCAGUGUUUAUUAGGUUAAGUUUGGUAAGGUUGGGUUGGAUUAGGUUGUAUUGGGUGUGGUUAAAUUUUGGUUGCAAUUGAGAUGCGUGUUGGUGAGCUUGCCUCUAAUCUGAUAAUCCUGCAUGGUGCUUCUUGUGUUUGCUGGCUCUGCUGUGCCUUGCUGUGAUUUGCUGUGCUGUGCCUGGCUGUGUUUGGCCUGGCUCUGUUGGUUAUGCUGCAUUGCAAACUUUUUUGUUCUUUUUUUAAGAUGUGAUUUCUAUUUUUCUCUGAUUUCAGUUUAACCUUUACUUUUAUGUAAUACAUAUGUAUGAAUUUUCUUGUUGAUUUCAAAUUGCACAUUCUCUCUCUCUCUCUCUCUCUCUC
Portunus trituberculatus (swimming crab) is the source of this 8436-nucleotide messenger RNA. RefSeq names its product GATOR complex protein Iml1-like (gene Iml1). Bases 462 to 5303 code for a protein of 1613 amino acids. The record is from RefSeq and is a predicted model, not a curated record. NCBI's taxonomy places the organism in Eukaryota, Metazoa, Arthropoda, Malacostraca, Decapoda, Portunidae. Gene Ontology annotation, biological process: cellular response to amino acid starvation; positive regulation of autophagy; intracellular signal transduction. Gene Ontology annotation, molecular function: GTPase activator activity. The transcript has 32 exons. Gene Ontology annotation, cellular component: lysosomal membrane; GATOR1 complex.